CAGGGAGCCCACCUCAGGGCCCAGAGCCACCCCUAUGCCGGGCGUUUUCUUUUUUUCUUGGCUUCCAACACAUCUGUUGGUGCUGCUGCUACUACUGUUGCUAAAGCCAGCCUGGGCCCCAAUGCCCACUGGAGUCCCACUCUCGGAGCCCUCUGGCGCCCCCGAAUGCCCAGAGGCAUGUGUGUGCUCAGUGAUCGGCCAGGCCAACUGUUCUUCCCUGGCUCUGUCUUCUGUGCCCGCGGGCCUGAGCUGGCACGUGCAUAGGCUUCUGCUUGAUCACAAUCACUUGCGCACGCUGCCACCCACCGCCUUCGAGGGUGUGCGAGCCCUGGACCUCCUGGACCUCCGCAAGAACGGGCUGCGCUCAGUGCACGCCCGGGCUUUCUGGGGUCUGGUUGCCCUACAGUUCCUCGAUCUGAGCGACAACCAGCUGGAGACGCUGGCACCCGGAACCUUCGCACCACUGCACGCGCUGCGCUCUCUGUCCCUGGCCGGUAACCGCCUGGCACUGCUGGAGCCUUCAGCACUGGGCGCGCUCCCAGGACUGCGCGCUCUCAGUUUGCAGGAUAACGCGUUGUCGGCGUUGGAGCCUGGCCUGCUCGCCCGCCUGCCGGCCUUGGACUCGCUGAGCCUGCACGGUAACCCCUGGGCCUGUGGUUGCGCCCUGCGCCCGCUCUGCAUCUGGCUGCUGUCGCACCCGAGCGCUUCAGAAGCAGAGCCCUUGCUCUGUACUUCACCCGGCCGCCUGACGCUCACCCCUCUGACCGCCCUCCCCGACGACGCCUUCCAACACUGCACAACGCGCCUCGCCGCACGGGACCUGGCAGUUAUCUACGCGCUCGGGCCUGUCUCCUUUCUCGCCAGCCUGGCCAUCUGCCUGGUGUUGGGCUUCGCGAUUACCACCUGCCGCGCGCGCCGCCGCCACCGCCACCGCCGCCCCGCCACUCGCCGUCCGCCGCGACCUCUGGACCUUGCCGGAUCUGUCUCCAUAGCGGAUCGGGAGAGUGAGGCCACCCCACCCGCCCAACCCUAACCCCAUCCCGUCCCGGGCCUCCCUUCACAUUCUGCCAGUAAAUGGGGACACAGAUUGAAAA
Molecule: messenger RNA, 1094 nt
Organism: Cavia porcellus (domestic guinea pig)
Lineage: Eukaryota; Metazoa; Chordata; Mammalia; Rodentia; Caviidae
Gene: Lrrc26
Product: leucine rich repeat containing 26
Exons: 2
Coding region: 35-1033 (332 amino acids)
Cellular component (GO): voltage-gated potassium channel complex
Molecular function (GO): transmembrane transporter binding; potassium channel activator activity; voltage-gated potassium channel activity
Source: RefSeq, a predicted model, not a curated record